CCCUUCACAUACCAGGAUAUUUAUAAGCAUAUUUUACCAUAAAUAAUGUGACACAAAAUCUGUGUAACUCUUAAUGUUUGUGAUGUCACAGGAUGGUGUUAUGGUCCCAUUUACCAAAGAGGAAUGUGAAGGGCAGAAGCACAGUUUAAAACAGGUUGGAAAGAAAUUUGUGUUUACAAUUAAAGGUUUGGGUAAAGAUGAUGCUGGACUCUACUCAGUGGAUGUUGGAGGAUGCAACGUUUUCUCCACAAAUUUAAAAGCACCAGACGUUGAGUUUGCAGUCAAAAUCCAAGAGGUCAAGGCAGAGGAGAGAGGAGAUGCCAUGUUCCAGUGCGUCCUGACAGCCCCAUAUGAUGAACUCAAAUGGUUUGGUAAAAAGGCUCCACUUAGCCAUGGGGAGAAGUUUGAAAUUACCAUGUCAGAGGAUAAGCUCAUCCACACACUCAUCAUAAGAGACUGUGCUCCUUUGGAUGGUGGUAUCUACGCAGCUGUGGCAGGAGUCAGGUCCUGCAAUGCCUGGCUCAUAGUGGAAGCUGACAAAGACCCCAAAGGCAAAAAAGGAGAACGCAAAACCACCAUGGCAGGAGCCCUCAAUGCAGAGGAACUGGCGAGAAUAGCUAAAGAACAGCAAGAACGAUAUGAGAAAGAGAUGGCUGAGAAGAUUGAGAAGGCCAAACAGGCUCAGGCUGAGCAGGAGGUGGCAGAUGCAGCAGCCAAACUGGAAGCUGAAGAAGCAAAGAAGCAAGCAGCUGAAGCUAAAGCAGCAGCACUGGCUGAAGCUAAGGCUGAAGCUAAAGCUAAGAAGGCAGCCAAGAUCGCAGCUGCCCGAGCUGCCAAGGAGGAAGCUGCCCGGCGGAGGGCAGGUGGUGGAGGCGAGGGGGGUACUGGUGCAGAUAGGGCUGCUGGAGCAGCAGGAGAAGGAGAACUUGAUGGUGAACUUGACGAUGAAGAGUUAUCUGAUUCUGAAAAAGAGCAUGAGGGAGCAGGGGGAGGAGCUGCUGGGGAUGGAGCUGGUGGAGCAGACAGUGCAGAAGGAGAAGAAGGAGAAGGAGGGGACGGAGAGGAGAAAGGCAAAGGAAAACGUAAGAAGAAGAGAGCCGGUCCACUGGUCCCAGACACUGUCAUAGGAGAUGAUGAUGAGGAUAUAGAUGAGGAAACUGCUAAACAACAAGGAAAAGCUGCAAGAAAAGGAAAACGUGCCAAAAAAAGGCUUGAGGAGGCUGAAGCCGCAGCAGUGGGAGAUGAGGAUGAGGAUAUAGAUGAUGAAACUGCUAAACAACAAGGACAGGAUGCAAGAAAAGGAAAACGUGCCAAAAAGAGGCUUGAGGAGGCUGAAGCCGCAGCAGCAGCAGUGGGAGAUGAUGAUGAGGAUAUAGAUGAUGAAACUGCUAAACAACAAGGAAAGGAUGCAAGAAAAGGAAAACGUGCCAAAAAGAGGCUUGAGGAGGCUGAAGCCGCAGCAGCAGGAGCAGGAGCAGUGGGAGAUGAUGAUGAGGAUAUAGAUGAUGAAACUGCUAAACAACAAGGAAAGGAUGCAAGAAAAGGAAAACCUGCCAAAAAGAGGCUUGAGGAGGCUGAAGCUGCAGCAGCAGGAGCAGUGGGAGAUGAUGAUGAGGAUAUAGAUGAUGAAACUGCUAAACAACAAGGAAAGGAUUCAAGAAAAGGAAAACGUGCCAAAAAGAGGCUUGAGGAGGCUGAAGCCGCAGCAGCAGCAGAAGCAGGAGCAGUGGACCCGGGAGUGCACUUUCAUGCUGGGCUUUCUGACUGCAAAGCCAUUAUGGGAGAAGCAGCAGAGCUGGAGUGCAAACUGAGCAGUGAGGAAUGUAAAGGAAUCUGGUACAAAGAUGGAGAAGAGAUUAAAGAGGAUAGGGAAGGUGUCACUAUCACUCAAGAGGGAAGUUUCCACAGGUUGAAAAUCCACAAAGUUACAGAGGAGUUUGGCGGGAAAUAUAAAUUUGAAGCAGAUGGACGCAAAACAGAGGCCAUGAUUGUGGUGGAAGACCCACCCAGAUUUGUAGCUGAAGAUCUGGAAACAUUUAAAACACCGGUGACUGUUAAAAAGGGUCACAAGGCCACCUUUAAACUGCCCUUUGUCGGCCGGGAACCAAUCAAAGUACAGUGGUACUUGGAGGGAGAGGAGCUGUCCGACGAUUCCAACAUCAAGAUUGAGCACACUGAAGGCUGCUCCCGCCUCCUUCUGACCAAACUCCAACGCAAAGACAGUGGUGAAGUUAAAAUCAAACUGAAAAAUGAGUUUGGCACAGUGGAAGCCUUGAGCGAACUCAUUGUGCUAGAUAAGCCCACUCCACCAAUGGGACCUCUGGAGAUCGUUGAGGCCACCGCUUCUGUGAUUGAUUUCAAGUGGAGACCCCCAAAAGACAGUGGGGGCUGUAAAAUUGACAAUUACAUCCUUGAACGAAACCAAGUCGGCCGUAACACAUGGAAGAAACUGGGCCCCAUCGGUCCUGAGGCCAAGUACAGGGAUUCUGACGUAGACCACGGUAGGAGGUACUGCUAUCGCAUCAGGGUGGAGACGGAGAUGGGAACCAGUGAACUGAUGGAAACUGAGGAUAUUCAAGCAGGCACAAAAGCUUAUCCUGGACAGCCUUCAGCACCAAAAGUCGUCAGUGCUUUUAAGGAUUGCAUCAAUCUGACUUGGUCUCCUCCCGCAAACACUGGGGGCACUAAUAUUUUGGGAUACAACCUUGAAAAACGCAAGAAGGGCAGCAAUCUGUGGAGUGCGGUGAAUAAACCUGAUGAGAUGAUCCGAUCAGCCAAGCUAUGUCCUGUGAAAGAUGUGGUUGAAGGAAUGGAGUAUGAGUUUAGAGUGGCUGCCAUCAACAACUCUGGAGCAGGAGAGUUUAGCGUUCCAUCUGAGUUUGUCUUUGCCAGAGACCCCAAAAAGCCUCCUGGUAAGGUCCUUGAUUUCAAAGUGACAGACUCCACCUACACAACACUGUCCCUGUCAUGGACCAAACCCAAAGACAUCGAGGGAGAGGAGGAUGAAGCCAAGGGGUAUUUUGUGGAAGUGAGACCUGCAGAAAACACAGACUGGGACCGCUGUAACACAAAUGCUAUCACCAUGACAUCCUACACUGUCAAAGGGCUCAAGUCUAUGGGAAUGUACUGGGUCAGAAUCAUAGCAACCAACGAAGGAGGAGAUGGUUUGCCACAAGAGCUGGACAACUAUAUCUUAGCUAUGCCACCACCAGUGAGACCAAGAUUCACAGAUGCAAAAAUCAAGAGUUUUAUGAUUGUAAGGGCUGGAAAUUCUGCAAGAUUCAAUAUCAAUUUUGAGGCUUCCCCUUGGCCUGAGGUUACCUGGCUCAAAGAUGGGGUCCCUGUGUCCAAGAAAGUGACCAUCAGUAAUGCAGAGGGCAUGUCCCAGCUGCUUAUCCCAUCUGCCGAGCGCUCUGAUACUGGCAUCUACACCAUCGUCGUCAAAAACAUCGUCGGACAAGAAACUUUCAGCAUUGAAAUUAGAGUCACAGAUGAGCCCAAGCCACCAGGCCCAGUGGAUCUUGAUGAAAAUGUACCAGGAACUGUCACUAUUUCCUGGUCUGCAUCUCCUGAUGAGAAGAAAGAUGACCGGCUGCACUACAUGGUGACCAAACGGGACUCACACAAAAGACAGUGGCACACAGUGGCCGACCGAAUCUUCAACAACAAAUUCACAGCCUGCAACAUCAUGCCGGGCCGAGAGUACCAGUUCAGAGUCUAUGCAAAAAAUGACAUGGGCUCUUCAAAACCAUCUGAGUCUACAAAGUGGCUUAUUCCAGCUAAAAAGGAGAAGUUCACCGUGAACCUGCCUGAAUCAAAGUCCUGUGAUCUCCAGUGCAUGCCUAAAUUUAUUAUGCCUCUGAAGAUGCAUGCAGCUCCCCAAGGCUAUGAGUGCUACAUGAGCUGUGCCAUUAAAGGAGACCCCACACCCCACGUCACCUGGUAUAGGAAUAACAUCAGCCUCAACACCAACACCAACUACUUCAUCUCCAACACCUGUGGAGUGUGCUCCAUGCUCAUCCUGCGGGUGGGGCCCAAAGACAGCGGGGAGUACAAGAUCGUGGCUGAAAACCCUCUGGGCCGGGCAGAGUGCACAACUAAACUCACUGUCAGAGAAUGAUGAGUGGCAAUUGAGGAAUGGCUCUCUAUCCAAGAUUUUGUUGAGUGAUAUGCUAUUGAAAGUUGUGCCCUUGUGAUUGUGUGCCUGCUGCCUAUAUCUUGUGCUCAUAUUUCACAAGAGCUUAACCAAAGAUGAAAGUACUGAAAAAGCCAAAGUAAAAGUACUGAUUACUUUUGAAAAGCAAAUGUGUGAAUUUAAUAAUGAUGUGAGAGCACAAGAUAUAUUGGAUGUUCAAAAUGUGAAUUAUGUGUAUGUUAGAUUAAAAUAUAUUAAAAUGUAUCCUGCAUUUUACAAAAAAUGCUUUGUUUUGGUAAAAGUAUCUUCAGUAGGUAUUACCAUUAUCAUAUUCAAUUAUCAUAUUAAGUGAACUAUGUCAUCUCAUACAAGCUAAAUGAACAUGUUUUGCUACAUUUUGGAGUGUACUUGAGUUUUCCAAAGCUGAAAGCUUUAUGUCUUUUCAUGUUGUGUUCUUGCUUUUGAAUGACCACCAUUUUUAAUGUUGUGUCUGCUCAUGGGGUCAAAAUGACAAUUUUAAAUAUUCUGCCACAAACAGGUCUUUUCAACAUAAAUGCUUUAAAAAGAAAAGUAGCACAAUUCAAGGACAUACAUGCUUAGGUUUAUGUCAAUAAUUUAUGUGUGGUCUUGUUUAACGUGUCUGUGGGGUCAGACUCCAGUCCAAGUUUAGAGUCACUGAAGAAGAGCGGGUCAACUGUUGCACCCCAGGCUAAAUCAUGGCUGUCCAGAGGAGGAUGACACCUCUCAAUUUCAAAGACAAAUGCUCAGAUUAUUGUUUAAUAAACUCUGCAAUGCAACAACUUCUGUCCUGGA
Boleophthalmus pectinirostris (great blue-spotted mudskipper) is the source of this 4948-nucleotide messenger RNA. RefSeq names its product immunoglobulin-like and fibronectin type III domain-containing protein 1. The transcript is spliced from 20 exons. The record is from RefSeq and is a predicted model, not a curated record. The coding region runs from base 74 to 4120 and encodes 1348 amino acids. Lineage: Eukaryota; Metazoa; Chordata; Actinopteri; Gobiiformes; Gobiidae. Gene Ontology annotation, molecular function: protein binding.